Molecule: messenger RNA, 1033 nt
Organism: Carassius carassius (crucian carp)
Lineage: Eukaryota; Metazoa; Chordata; Actinopteri; Cypriniformes; Cyprinidae
Gene: sap30l
Product: sap30-like
Exons: 4
Coding region: 182-718 (178 amino acids)
Biological process (GO): regulation of DNA-templated transcription
Cellular component (GO): histone deacetylase complex
Molecular function (GO): protein binding; transcription coregulator activity
Source: RefSeq, a predicted model, not a curated record
CAACUUCCGGUUUCUGGCAGGACGUGUUUCAUUGUAUCAUGUACAUUUGUUGAAAUGGGCUCGACUGUUGCUCGGUAGUUUAGAGUUUCCCCGGUUCUCGGCGGAGUCGCGGGAUCUUUAGCGAGGCGUUGCGGCGAUUCUCGUGUGGGACGCGUCGCUCGUUCGUCUCGAGCUGCUCGUCAUGAACGGGUUCAGCACGGAGGAGGACAGCCACGACGCGCCGCCCGCGCCGCCCUUCUUCGGCCAGAGCUGCUGUCUGAUCGAGGACGGAGAGCGUUGCGGGCGCGCGGCGGGGAACGCGUCCUUCAGCAAGCGCAUCCAGAAGAGCAUCAGCCAGAGGAAGCUCAAGCUGGACAUCGACAAGAGCGUUCGUCAUUUGUACAUCUGUGAUUUCCACAAGAACUUCAUCCAGAGCGUUCGUAACAAACGCAAGAGGAAGACGAGUGAUGACGGAGGAGAGUCUCCGGAUCAUGACGUGGAGGUGCCCGAGGUGGAUCUGUUCCAGCUCCAGGUCAACACACUGAGACGCUACAAGAGGCACUACAAGAUCCAGACCAGACCCGGCCUCAACAAAGCCCAGCUCGCUGAGACCGUGAGCCGUCACUUCCGCAAUAUUCCAGUCAACGAGAAGGAGACGCUCACGUACUUUAUUUAUAUGGUGAAGAGCAGUAAAAGCCGUCUGGACCAGAAACCAGACGCGAGCAAACAAGUGGAGUGAGGUUCCCUCGCUGCUUCACUUCCUGUGUUUGUGUCCACACGGGACGCCCUGCAGUGAUGAUGAAGAUGAAGAUGUGCCAAACCCACGGGGACAUCAGUAGCCCCGGCGUCUCUGAUGCUCACACUUCACCGUGUGUCCAGAGAGGACCUGAUUGAAAGCAUGAGAGACUGAGUGACUGCUCUCUGAUGCAUUGUGACACAAACACGGCUCUGCUUUUAUAUGACUGCUGCAUAUCUAUAUAGCUGUUUUUGUAGAUUGUAAUGUUAGUAUCCUGUCUUUCUUUGUUUCUAAAUAGAGUUCUUGUGGCACUACUAA